CUUCAAGAUAUUAAAGUCGCGUGUAUUCAAUGCUGCAAGCGAACCUGGUUGAUGCUGAGCCGUGAAGUUUUACACCCCGUUAUACCUUGUUUCAUUCACCUCUAGAAGCUAUCGGAACAUUGAAAAUGAGAGGAGAAUACUGUAUUGGAGGUGCAUCCUUGCUUUCAUUCGUUGCACUAUUGCUAUUAAUCUUUGUCCAUGUUGGGCAAAUAAAUACCUCACUUGUUCCACAUGGAAUUUCAAUGGCAAAAAUCAACACUUCAGGGUUCGGCCAGGCACUGAGUGAUGCCAUCCUUGAUCCGGAUCAAGGCAUAUACACCACCAAUUAUACAUCACCGCUCGGCCAGCAGAAUGGGCUGAGGCAAACCUACGAGUUCGGCCUCUAUUCCUAUUGUGCAUACGUUAACAGCUCUGCUGGAACAUGCACCAAUCACACCAUUGCCGACAAGUUCGAGCCUUACAUUGCGUUAACGUCCGAUAUGCUCACCAACUACUCACAAUAUUGUCAUACAAUGUUUGCUAACACGACGUUCAUCAACUCAUCCUACCUGGGUUAUAAUUCUCGCGUUGCAUACUACUUCAUCCUCAUUGGAACUAUAUUUGCCACCAUGGCAUUGUUCACUGGUGUCUUAAGAAAGGCACUCCCGUUCGUUAUUUCAACGGCUUCAUCGAUAAUUGCUGCGAUAUCCAUUCUCAUUGGCGCUGCCAUCUGGACAUCCAUCGUCAAAAAGUGCGAAGGCAUCAAUACCCUGGACCUCGUACCACUCAAUGGUGACGUUGUAUCAGGGAUGAUUGUGUCCUAUGGGAAUGGAAUAUACCUUACGUGGGCAGCCUUCGCCUGUUUGGCCGCAGCCACAGUGCCAUACAUGGUUAGCUGUUGCACAUUCCGAGGAUGAGUGUUUGAUGCUGGCCAUCACCCGCAGACUUCAGCGGUGGACUUUCAUGAUAAGCGAUAACCUAUCACGAUCAACGUUGUGACUCCCCUCGUGGGACUCAUCAAUGAGGACAUUUAGACUAUACAACUAUGUAUUAUUAUUCAAUUUAUGAUGAAAUGAAAGUGACGCAGUUGUUGAUGCUC
Molecule: messenger RNA, 1078 nt
Organism: Suillus plorans
Lineage: Eukaryota; Fungi; Basidiomycota; Agaricomycetes; Boletales; Suillaceae
Exons: 7
Coding region: 126-896 (256 amino acids)
Biological process (GO): fungal-type cell wall organization
Cellular component (GO): plasma membrane; cell cortex of cell tip
Source: RefSeq, a predicted model, not a curated record